UCCGGAGGUCCGAGUGUCCCUGGUGCCGGGGUAGCGGGUGUCCAGGCUCCAGGGUAGCGGGUGUCCGAGUGUCCGGAGCAGCCAUGUUGGAGCAGAUGAACGCGCGGGCUGGAGCGGCGGCGGCGGGCGAGCAGAAGCUGAAGCCCGGCCUGGACACGCGGCUGUACCGGCGGCGCUGGGUGAUCGUCGGUCUCUUCAGCUGCUACUCGCUGUGCAACGCCUUCCAGUGGAUCCAGUACGGCAUCAUCAACAACAUCAUCCAGAAGUACUAUAACGUCAGCUCCUUCACCAUCGACUGGCUCGCCAUGAUUUACUUCGUGGUGUACAUCCCCAUCAUCUUCCCAGUCACCUGGCUGCUGGACAAGAAGGGCCUGCGGGUGAUCGCGCUCUGCGGCUGCGGCCUCAACUGCUGCGGCGCCUGGAUCAAGAUCGCCAGCGUGCGGCCCGACCUGUUCGCCGUUACCUUCCUGGGCCAGGCCGUGUGCGGCGUGGCGCAGGUCUUCAUCCUGGGCAUGCCAUCCCGAAUCGCCUCCGUAUGGUUCGGCUCGCACGAAGUCUCCACCGCCUGUUCCAUCGCCGUCUUCGGCAACCAGCUGGGAGUUGCAAUGGGAUUUCUUGUUCCUCCCAUCCUGGUCCCCAACAUAGAUGACCUGGAUAAGCUGACUUAUCACAUCAAUGUCAUGUUUUAUGGCACUGCUGCAGUAGCAACUCUGCUGUUCGUUCUCGUCAUACUCGUGUUUCAGGAGAAGCCGGAUAUUCCACCAAGCCAAGCACAAGCAGCUAUCCAUGCCAGCUCUCGGCAGGACUACACCUAUCUCCAGUCUAUUCUGCAGAUGAUCAAAAGUUUACCAUUCUUCCUGCUUAUUGUAACCUAUGGAAUUAACACGGGCUCCUAUUAUGCAGUUUCAACCCUCCUGAACAAGAUGGUGCUGACACAUUACCCAGGCGAAGAGCUGAAUGCAGGGAGGAUUGGGCUCACCAUCGUGAUCUCUGGAAUGGUUGGCUCCAUCAUUUGCGGAAUCUGGUUGGACAAAACCCAGACGUACAAACAGACCACAUUUGUUGUUUACUUCUUAUCCUUUGCUGGGAUGGUGGUCUUCACAUUCACACUUGACCUUGGUUACCUCUGGAUUGUCUUCAUGACUGGAGGGCUACUAGGGUUCUUUAUGACUGGGUACCUGCCGCUGGGCUUUGAGUUUGGUGCCGAGCUCACCUACCCCCAGUCUGAGGGGACGUCGUCUGGACUGCUGAACGAGGCUGCACAGGUUUUUGGAAUCAUCUUUACCAUCUCACAGGGUAAACUAAUUGAUCAUUUUGGAACGAAAGCAGGAAAUAUUUUCAUUUUUGUAUUUCUCUUCGUGGGAACUGUUUUAACAGCAAUAAUAAAAUCGGACCUAAAGAGACAGAAGGCAAACAUGCAUGCGCCACAGAACCCGAGCAUAGCAACAAAUCACCUUCUCGGUUACGGCUCUACAACCUCCAUGAUUUCCUCAUUCAUCUUCCCUCUUCGCUUGUUGCCAUCGGAGCGUUUAUCCCGCAAGGCUGAAGAAGGAAUCUGCAACUCCAUCAUCCUGAAUGAAGCCACGCUGUGAUGAGUAUCCGGCCAGCCAGCCUGGGAUGGCUGCAGCUGUGGUGCCAGUGAGCAACAGGACCUGCCUGCUGGGCAGCAGGGACUUGCCCUGCACACUUUACCAAACUGAUUUGCCAAAGUAAUGUUUUGUAUAAGUAUCCUUGAUCACUUCUCUAGCAGGAACUGUUGAUGUAUUUUCUACCUGUGUUGCUCUGUAAUCACGUUGUUAUUAAUUUAACUCACGCAAUGUAAGAUGUCAGCGUGCUGCUCUUUUCCUCAUUCUGGACACCAAUAAAAUCUCUCGUCUUGUCGAGGGACGGCGAACAGGGCUGGGCCCUGGGUCAGUGGGAUCACGGGGAUCUUGGUCAGUGGCCCCUCAGUCAGUGGGAUGAAGGGGGCCUCGGUCAGUGGGAUGAAGGGGGCCUCGGUCAGUGGGAUGAAGGGGGCCUCGUUCAGUGGCCCCCCCAGUAAGUAGGAUGAAGGGGUCCUGGGUCAGUGCGAUCUCGGUUAGUGGCCCCUCAGUUAGGGGGAUGAGGGGACGUGUGCGAUGGGCAGUGAACACAGGGACAAUGUAGGAGUCCUGCACUGUGUGUUUACGUGUCUGUACAGCAGGCCACUUUAUGAUGUUUUGGGGCAAGUCCAGUGAUGUAGAGAAACACCAUCAAUGCACUUUACAAAUCUACAAAGCCUUCCCAGCACAGAGGCACAGAGAGGGAAAGGCUGACAGGCCCAGUGUCCUUGCAUUACUCCCACAUUGCAGGGGACAGGACGGUCAGAGAACCUGCUGGUCAUGUCUGCAUCUCUGUGGUCUGAGGCCACAGUGGGCAGCAACUGAGUGGCCAGAGUAGCAGGGCGGCAUCACUGCCGAUGUGGACUGGGCUGUCCCAGAGAGAUCUCUGUCGCAGUGGUCAGUAUCUGACCGCCUCACUGGGUGGGCAGCAUCACUGCCGAUGGACUGGGCUGUCCCAGAGAGACCAGGAGAUUUAGUCCCCACAUUUGGGAAAAUAGCAGCAUGAACCGCGCAUCAGUGGGUGGGAUUUUAAAUUGAAAGAAUGGAAUGGGUUUGGAAUUAUGAAUAAACUCAGCAAUAAUUGCACAACA
Molecule: messenger RNA, 2671 nt
Organism: Amblyraja radiata (thorny skate)
Lineage: Eukaryota; Metazoa; Chordata; Chondrichthyes; Rajiformes; Rajidae
Gene: flvcr2a
Product: FLVCR choline and putative heme transporter 2a
Exons: 12
Coding region: 84-1592 (502 amino acids)
Biological process (GO): heme export; transmembrane transport
Cellular component (GO): membrane
Molecular function (GO): heme transmembrane transporter activity; heme binding
Source: RefSeq, a predicted model, not a curated record